This is a messenger RNA of Eupeodes corollae, 874 nucleotides long. RefSeq names its product pleckstrin homology domain-containing family G member 3-like. Gene Ontology annotation, molecular function: guanyl-nucleotide exchange factor activity. The transcript is spliced from 4 exons. Gene Ontology annotation, cellular component: cytoplasm. Gene Ontology annotation, biological process: axon guidance. NCBI's taxonomy places the organism in Eukaryota, Metazoa, Arthropoda, Insecta, Diptera, Syrphidae. The record is from RefSeq and is a predicted model, not a curated record. Bases 107 to 787 code for a protein of 226 amino acids.
UCUUUUGUUUAUUAUCAUGGUCAAAUCAAUUCAAUUCCACAAAUUUUUUUUGUAGAAAAAUCAGUUUUAUUGCUACGUUAACUUCACUAUUAACAAAAAAACAUCAAUGGCACUGCGCCAGGAGCACCGAGAAUACUUCAAGACACUCCAAACAGAGUUCAAUGACAAACUGGGAAUUGAUAGCUUCCUAGUGCAACCCAUCCAAAGACUGACCCGCUAUCCACUAUUAUUACAGCAAUUAAUAUUGGAUUUUUUUAAAAAUGGUAUCAAUUGCAAGCCUGUUCUCAAAUCAUGUUGUAAAUUAGACACUCGAAUGAGGAACCACCUCGCCGUAGUCAACCAAUCUGAAGAAAUCAAAUCUAUAGAAGAACUUGAUGAGCUUAACAUUCUUGAGCAAGGAUAUUUCCUAAAGUCUAGUGAAUUCGACGCGUAUAAUCAUAAAUCUCGAAAGAAAUUUCGAUGUAAGGUGUAUCUUUUCGAAAAAUGUCUCCUUUGUACUGAAGUAAAAAAAAAGAGACUCGCUUAUCGUUGCCAUUUUGCAUGGGACUCUAUUGAAGUUUCGGCCAAUAGUUCUAAAUCAUUACUCGUUACCCAUAAAGUUCAUAAUCGACCCGAAUUUGAGUUCGCAGCAGCGGAAGCUUACGUGAUUAAGCAGUGGAUGCGCUGUAUUCUUAAAAUUACAGAAGCGACAAAGGAGAGGUUAGAAAGUGAAACAAAGUUGACGUUACCAAUGGAAGUGGUCUUGUUUGUCGUCUUCAUGAUGUGGAUUAUGUUUCGAUUAUUUUAAGUUUUGGAAUUAAGUAUAAGAUUAAAUAAUAUAGAAAGCUAUGAACAAAAAUAAUGACUUAAUAGAUUAAUUAUUUUAAUUUUGUUA